This is a messenger RNA of Patiria miniata (bat star), 4656 nucleotides long. RefSeq names its product creatine kinase, flagellar-like. Gene Ontology annotation, molecular function: creatine kinase activity. The transcript has 3 exons. Bases 280 to 3705 code for a protein of 1141 amino acids. NCBI's taxonomy places the organism in Eukaryota, Metazoa, Echinodermata, Asteroidea, Valvatida, Asterinidae. The record is from RefSeq and is a predicted model, not a curated record. Gene Ontology annotation, biological process: phosphocreatine biosynthetic process.
ACGAACAACCAAAACAAAUCCGGUUCGAAAGUGCGCGCACAGCAUAGCAACUGAGUUAGAAUUCGAUUUUAUUCUCAGAGCCACAACAAACGUUCGUAAUAAUCAUCAGUAGCUGAAUACUGCCACCGUAAUUUCGGUCCAACGGGGGGAAACAACUAGGCCUAAGCCUACACCAAACAUAUAUUUUUGGAGUCGACGUUUGGCAUCUAACUCGCCUGGGGUUUCAGCAUCAAGCACAUUUUUCAGGUUCUAUACCCAGUCUAUACAACUGCAGCCUAAAUGAGCGCUAACAUGGGAUGCGUAGUGACCAAAAACCGUGACGGCGGUGGAUCAACAGGGGCAGGUGGUUCUGGCACACCAGUCUUCGUACAGACAGCUUCUGACAACUACCCGGAUUUGAGCCAGCAUAACAACCACUUGGCCAAGUGUUUGACUCCAGACAUUUACAAGCAGCUGUUUGACAUCCGCACGUCGUUCAACUGCGACCUGGACCGAUGCAUGCAGACCGGCGUGGACAACCCCGGCCACCCGUUCAUCAUGACCGUGGGCAUGGUUGCCGGUGACGAGGAGUGUUACGAGGCCUUCGCUCCUCUCUUCGAUCCCGUCAUCAGCGAUCGGCACGGUGGCUACUCUGCCUCGGCCAAGCACGUUACCGACCUCAAUCCGGAUCACUUGGUAGGUGGCGAACUAGAUCCCAAGUAUGUGGUGUCCAGCCGCGUGCGCACCGGCCGGAGCAUCCGCGGCUACGCCCUGCCCCCGCUCUGCAGCCGCGCGGAGCGCCGGGACGUGGAGAAGAUCAUGGUGGACGCCCUGGCCAGCCUGGACGGCCCACUGAAGGGCAAGUACUACCCGCUGACGGGCAUGACGGAGAAGGAACAAGACCAACUCAUCGAUGACCACUUCCUCUUCGACAAGCCGGUGUCUCCGCUCCUGACGGCCUCCCGCAUGGCCCGCGACUGGCCCGACGCCCGCGGCAUCUGGCACAACGACCUGAAGAACUUCCUGGUAUGGAUCAACGAGGAGGACCACAUCCGGGUCAUCUCCAUGGAGCAAGGGGGUGACAUGAGGGCGGUGUUUUCUCGCUUCUGCGAGGGUCUUGGCAAGGUCGAGACAUCGCUGAAGUCUAAGAACUACGAGUACAUGUGGAACGAGCACCUGGGGUUUGUCCUUACCUGCCCGUCUAAUUUGGGCACUGGAGUGCGUGCCGGCGUCCACUUGAAGGUUCCACUGCUAAGCAAGCACGCCAAGUUUGAUGAGAUUCUGUCCAAGCUCCGACUGCAGAAACGAGGCACCGGCGGCGUGGACACAGCAUCCACCGACGGCACUUUUGACAUCUCUAAUCUGGAUCGACUGGGUACCUCGGAGGUCCAACAGGUGCAAAUGGUAAUUGAUGGGGUGAACAUUUUGACCGAGAUGGAGAAGGCCAUGGAAGCAGGUAACAGCAUCGACGAUCUCAUUCCAGGCAGCAAGGCUAACCCUGAUCUGGCGGACUAUCCUGACCUCAGCAAGCACAACAACUACAUGUCCCACUGUCUUACCCCACAGAUGUGGAAGAACCUGAAAGAUAAGAAGACGUCUAGUGGAUAUACGCUGAAGGACUGUAUCAACACGGGCAUCGAAAACCCAGGCCAUCCCCACAUCAUGACUGUGGGCGUCGUUGCCGGGGACGAAGAGUCUUACGAUGUCUUUGCCGAGUUUAUGGAUCCGGUCAUCAGCGCUCGACACGGCGGCUACGAUAAAGAUGCCAAGCACCGCACCAACCUUAACCCAAAAGAUCUCCGAGGAGGCGAAAACCUGGAUCCAAAAUACGUCCUGUCGUCCAGGGUUCGUACUGGCCGCAGCAUCCGAGGCUACGCCCUUCCCCCACACUGCACAAAAGAAGAACGCGCAGCCAUUGAAAAGAUCACGGUAGACGCACUGGCUGGCUUGGAAGGCCCUCUGAAAGGCACUUACUAUCCCCUCGAAGGCAUGACCGAUGAAACUCAGGAGAAACUCAUCGCGGACCACUUCCUGUUUGACAAACCUGUCUCACCGUUGCUCACCGCUGCAAAGAUGGACCGCGACUGGCCACAGGCUCGUGGAAUCUGGCACAACGCAGAGAAGAAUUUCCUGGUGUGGGUGAAUGAGGAGGACCACACUCGCGUCAUCUCCAUGGAUAAGGGCGGCAACAUGAAGGCAGUCUUCACCCGGUUCUGUGAAGGGCUGCAGAAGGUAGAGGCCCUGAUGAAAGCUGCCGACAAGGAGUUUAUGUGGAAUGAACACCUGGGCUACGUCUUGACUUGUCCCUCCAACCUGGGCACCGGCCUCCGCGGCGGUGUUCAUGUCAAACUUCCCCUGGUGAGCCAAGAUCCACGAUUUGAUAAGAUCCUCUAUGCUAUGCGUCUGCAGAAGAGAGGGACAGGUGGUGUAGACACUGCUUCAACUGACGGCACAUUUGAUAUUUCCAACCUGGAUCGUCUCGGAACCUCUGAAGUGGAGCAGGUGCAGUGUGUCGUUGACGGUGUCGAGCUGUUGAUAAAUAUGGAAAAGGCCCUGGAAAAAGGUAAUUCCAUCGAAGAUCUGCUCCCUGCUGCCUGCAAGCCUCGCCCGCCCGCCAAGAUUAUGAGCAGCAACUACCCAGACCUUUCCAAGCACAGCAAUUAUAUGGCUAAGUGCUUGACACCCGCAAUCUACGACAAGCUUUAUAAGCUGAAAACCAAGGCUGGCGUCACCCUAGACGACUGCAUUCAGACUGGUGUGGACAACCCCGGUCAUCCAUUCAUCAUGACAGUCGGCAUGGUCGCCGGUGACGAGGAGAGCUACGAUCUCUUCGCAGACCUUUUCGAUCCGGUCAUAGACGCCCGCCACGGCGGCUACCCAAAGACCGCAAAGCAUCCAACCGACCUGGAUGCCUCCAAGCUGAAAGGCGGUGACGAUUUGGAUCCGGAGUUUGUGCUGUCCAGCCGUGUGCGCACAGGGCGCUCGAUCCGAGGUAUCACGCUCCCGCCGUGUAACACCCGCGCCGAACGAGCUCUCGUGGAGAAGGUCUGCGUCGACGCCCUGGCUGCGUUGGACGGGCCGCUCAAGGGGCAAUACUACCCACUGACGGGUAUGACGGAAGAGACUCAAGAUAAACUGAUCGAGGAUCACUUCUUAUUCGACAAGCCGGUGUCCCCGCUGCUCACCGCUUCCAACAUGGCUCGUGACUGGCCUCAAGCCCGCGGCAUCUGGCACAAUGACGAGAAGACUUUCCUGGUCUGGAUCAAUGAGGAGGACCACACUAGGGUCAUCUCCAUGGAGAAAGGGGGCAACAUCAAGAGGGUUUUCGAGCGCUUCUGUGGCGGGCUGAAGAAGGUGGAGGACGCCAUUAAGAGCAAAGGCCACGAGUUUAUGUGGAACGAGCACCUCGGGUACGUGUUGACCUGCCCGUCCAACCUGGGCACGGGUCUGCGGGCCGGCGUGCACGUCAAGGUGCCCCUCCUCAGCAAACACGACAAGUUUGACGCUCUGUUGGAAAAGCUGCGGUUGCAAAAGCGAGGCACCGGCGGCGUGGACACGGCAUCCACCGACGGCACUUUCGACAUCUCCAACGCCGAUCGUAUCGGUGUGUCUGAAGUCCAGCUGGUGCAGAUGGUGAUUGAUGGCGUGGGGCUCCUGGUCAAGAUGGAGAAGGCACUAAUGGCUGGGCAGAAGAUCGAUGACCUCCUAACUUCACAGGGGGUCUAAACCAUCAACCUCAAACGCAUCCAUUCAUCGAUUUAUUUAUUUACUUUUUAUUUACUUUGUCAUCUUAUUUAAUUUAUGUACAGCUAAAUUACUUAUUCACUUUGGCAGUCAACACUCAACACAGAGAUUCAAAAGCAAAAACAGGCAAGCCAUUAUUUUUAAUCUAUAAGAUCCAGUUUUAGGUUUUACACAAGCCAAAAUGGGAGUUAUUUUGAAAAGCAUGUUCACAAAACUUCAGCCGAUUUCAAUCAAUAGUGAAAAUAAAACGUAUCAAAAUCAAAAUAUUCAUGAAACAGGUUUUUUUUCACCAUCGAGAAAUGAACAUUACAAACAACAGACGGUCGCAACUUCGACAGUAAAAAUAAUGGUCAAUUCGGCAUACUGGCAGUUUAUACUAUACAUAAGCUACAAACGUGAACAAACGGAGCAGCACAUUAUCUAAAAUUGUUACGGUCAAAAAUUACACUUCUAAAUCAAUGUAAAUUUAUUUGUCAAACCACGGAAACUUGUCAUCGUCAUAUGGAUAUUCUUUAAUUAAACAACUCAGCAGAGGCAGCUUUACAUAGAAUUUGCUAUUUUGAACAUGGGAACUAAUUUUAGGUACAGUUUUCUUGAGUACAAUGUUUAAUCAUGCUUCAUGGGGUUUAUUUGUAUUUAUCUGCGAAAAGUUUUGCAAUCCAGUUUUUGGCACAACGUAACCUGCUAUUACCCUUCAGUGUUAUUUUACUACCUGUUGAUAUACUCUGCAUAUAGGCCUUCUUCAAAAACAAACUCUUUAUCAAUAGCUAGCCUUUAUACAAGUGUGGCAAACCUAACCGAACAUGCUGUCCAACCAAGAGAACUUGCAUUGUGUGUGUUUUGUUUGUCAUAAUUAUUCGAUAGAUCUACAGAUGUUUACCAAAAUAAAAAGCAGUGACUAUUACAUGAAAUCCUACAACACUGCUCAAAGAA